UGCAUUUGCACAUCAAUUGUCAUUUAGUAGUCGUUGAGAAUUGUUGAAAUGAGGCUUUUAUUUGUUUUCUGCGUGGCCGCAGUUGUAGUGGCCAUGUGUUAUGCUGGCGAACCUAAAAAACCGGCCAAACAGAGUGGCGAUGGUGCACCGGGUGCGCCGGGCAAGAAUGGUGGAGGCGGCGGUGGUGGUGAUGGAGGAAACGGAGGUGGUGGCGGAAAUGGUGGUGGUGGUGACGGAGGUGGCGGCGGUAAUGGUGGUGGCGGCGGUGGCAACGGAGGUGGUGGCGGAAAUGGUGGGGGUGGUAACGGAGGUGGUGGCGGAAAUGGCGGCGGUGGAAACGGUGGCGAUGGUGGCAAAGGUGGAGAGGAUGGCGCUCCUGGUGCUCCAGGAGCUCCAGGUCACUAAUUCUGUUUUCGUGAAUAAAUUCCUUUGAAUAUUGAAAAGUAUGCGUAAGUAUUAUUGGAAAUGUUUGGUACCAAACAAGUCAAUCGCGUACGACGACUGAUGCAGGAUUAACUGCAUUGAAUAUUGGGAUUCUAUUAAAUUAAAAAUAUACAACACUACAGCUAGUAAAUUGGCGCUAUAACCGCUUAACCUAUUUUACUAACAAUGAUAUUUACCUAUGUACCUAAGGCUUGUUUUCACUAUGUCUAAUUCAAUGACAUUUGUUACCAAAUAAAUGGAAACACAUUGUAAAAUAGGACUAAA
Molecule: messenger RNA, 708 nt
Organism: Rhagoletis pomonella (apple maggot)
Lineage: Eukaryota; Metazoa; Arthropoda; Insecta; Diptera; Tephritidae
Product: rRNA 2'-O-methyltransferase fibrillarin-like
Exons: 2
Coding region: 49-405 (118 amino acids)
Source: RefSeq, a predicted model, not a curated record